Messenger RNA from Caenorhabditis angaria, 813 nucleotides. The record is from the annotation of a GenBank genome assembly. Lineage: Eukaryota; Metazoa; Nematoda; Chromadorea; Rhabditida; Rhabditidae.
AUGGCUGACGAGGUUCAACUUGAUGAUGAUGCUCAUAUGGAGGUUGGUUUGAAAUAAGAAAUUUUUGCUAACGUAAAGCAUAAUAAAUAUGGGGUUUGAAACACUAUUUCAAAACAAAAAAGAAAAAACACAUGAAAAUUCGAUCAUUUUUUAUUUGUUUUUUUUUUCAAAAGGAGAAAUUAUUUUUGAAAUUGAAUAAAAAUAAUUUUUAUCUGGAAAAAACACAAAAAUUUGACGCUUUGAGAAAACUAAACCUAGUACUCUAACAUUUUAUUUUUCAUAAUAAUAAUCUUAAUCUAAACAUAAUAUGUAAUUGGAAUUUGAAUAAGUAAUGAGUGAAGUCAGAUAAUAAUUUUCUAGCUUUAAAAUGUGGGUGGUCUUGAGCAGGUGUAAAAUAAAAUUGGCGUAGUUUUGAAAAUCAAUUUUGUGUUUCAGCUGGAGCACCUAGCCGAUCUUUUGUCACAAGUUCCACUCUACUGUGAACACUUGGUGAGUUUUGAUGAAUCUAUCGGCUAUAAUUUGAAUCCGUCAUAUUCAGAACACGAUCGCAGCCAUUGGUCCUCACGACUUUUUUGUCCGAGCUAAUGAAUUAUCUUUCCGUUUUCUCGAUUGGUCAAAUGAUAUGUAUGUCUACUAUGAACUUCAAGUUGCUCUUGCUCACUCCCGGGUAUCAAAAGCACUGUCUGAAAAACGUUUUGAAAAAUGCAUAUUUUUCAGCGACUUUAUCGUCAAUAUUUUGAAGCACAUGUUCGACUGUACCGUGAACUUCUCAUUGAUGUAGCUCAAUAUCUCAGAGCUCUAGGGAAUCGUUGA